CCCCUUGUCCCUCACUCUUCUCCCUCCUUCCUCUCACCCACCCCCUGGCAUCCUCAGCCGACUCUCACUUCCGGUCAACGGCCGCCUGCGGAAGGGUGUCCCGCGUCUUCCGCCUCUUCAGCGGAGGUGGAGGUGGGAGGCGGCGGCGGCAACUGCGCGUCUGUUGUCAGGAUUGGCAGGCGCGUGCCCUAGGCGAUCCACCUGCGCGUCGCGGAGCUGCUCUCUGGGGGUCGAUGGCGAUGAACUGUAACCCUAAGGAUGAAGUGGACGGUGGGCCCCCGGGUGCUCCCGGGGUCACGGCUAAGAACCGGAGACCGGAUAACACGGCCUUCAAACAGGAACGGUUGCCCGCCUGGCAGCCCAUCCUUACAGCGGGCACGGUGCUACCUACGUUCUUCAUCAUCGGCCUCAUCUUCAUCCCCAUUGGUAUCGGCAUCUUCGUUACCUCCAACAACAUCCGCGAGAUCGAGAUUGAUUAUACCGGAACAGAGCCUUCCAGUCCCUGCAAUAAAUGUUUGUCUCCGGAUAUCACACCUUGUAUUUGUGCCAUUAACUUCACACUGGAACACCCAUUUGAGGGCAAUGUGUUUAUGUAUUAUGGACUGUCUAAUUUCUACCAAAACCAUCGUCGUUAUGUGAAAUCUCGAGAUGAUAGUCAACUAAAUGGAGAUUCUAGUGCUUUACUUAAUCCCAGUAAGGAAUGUGAGCCUUACCGAAGAAAUGAAGACAAACCAAUUGGUCCUUGUGGAGCUAUUGCCAACAGCAUGUUUAAUGAUACAUUAGAAUUGUUUCUGGUUGGCAAUGAAUCUGAACCUAAGCCUAUUCUUUUGAAAAAGAAAGGUAUUGCUUGGUGGACAGAUAAAAAUGUGAAAUUCAGAAAUCCUCCUGGAAGAGAAAGCCUAGAAGAACGAUUUAAAGGUACAACAAAGCCAGUAAACUGGCUUAAACCAGUAUAUAUGCUGGAUUCUGACUCAGAUAAUAAUGGGUUUAUAAAUGAGGAUUUUAUUGUUUGGAUGCGUACUGCAGCGUUACCUACUUUUCGUAAGUUAUAUCGUCUUAUAGAACGGGAUAGUGAUUUACAUCCAACUUUACCAGCUGGACGAUACUAUUUGAAUAUCACAUACAAUUACCCUGUACAUUCUUUUGAUGGACGAAAACGGAUGAUCUUGAGCACUAUUUCAUGGAUGGGAGGAAAAAAUCCGUUUUUGGGGAUUGCUUACAUCACUGUUGGAUCCAUCUCUUUCCUUAUGGGAGUUGUACUACUAGUAAUUAAUCAUAAAUAUAGAAACAGUAGUAAUACUGCUGACAUUACCAUUUAAUUUUAUAUUCUGAAAACGAAUCUUCUGCAUGUGCAUCAAGGCCAGUCCUAUUCAACCUAGCUUUUGAAUGCUAAUGUCUGGUUAGUAUGUCAUUUUUGAAGUUGGCAUGUAACAUUUUUUUUUUAAAACAAUCUUUGUCCUUUGCUUCUUCCUAUGGAUGACUUAUGAAAAUACAUGACAGGUAUAAAACAAAUUAGCUAUAUUGAUCAUAUCAACAUUGUAACUGCUGAAAUGGCAUUCUAAUGUUUGCUUUUAUUGGGAUAGGCCACAUGAUGCAUAGAACCUCUUUUCAUGUGAAAUGCAUCCACUGCUUAAAUGUUUAUGCUGUGUUGAUAUUAUAUUGAUGCUGUAUAUGUUUGCCUAUUGUGUGAAGAAAGGGAUUGCAAGAUGUAUGAGUAAAAUGACUUUCUAACCUUUCAGGUUUCAGAGUUACAGAAAGAUGAAGAAUGACCAAAUUUAAAUAAAACACUUCAUCAUUUUCAUGUGUCACGUGUAAAGGCUUAAAGUACCAUCUUUGUAGAGGUGGUUCAUAUAUUCAGUUUAUACAGUAUAGUUCUUUGUCAAGCUUAGCUUUGAUUUCAAAGGACAUGUUUACCAUGUCUGGCAUAGGAAUUAAUGGGUCAUGUCUGAGAGAUCAGGUAGAGGUCCCAGGUAG
Messenger RNA from Choloepus didactylus (southern two-toed sloth), 1974 nucleotides. Its product is annotated as cell cycle control protein 50A-like. The transcript has a single exon. Lineage: Eukaryota; Metazoa; Chordata; Mammalia; Pilosa; Megalonychidae. Gene Ontology annotation, cellular component: endoplasmic reticulum; Golgi apparatus; plasma membrane. The record is from RefSeq and is a predicted model, not a curated record. Gene Ontology annotation, biological process: phospholipid translocation. The coding region runs from base 234 to 1319 and encodes 361 amino acids.